AUGAGUCACGAUAAUGAUUAUAUUCAAUAUAAUUAUGCCGAACAAAUUCGAAAUUUUACACAAUAUAAAACUUCUCAACAAUCUGAAGGAUCGGGAAUUAAAAGUGAACCAUCUGACUAUAUACAAAAGGCUCUAUAUGCUUUCAACCCACAUCAGUCAUGGAAUCCUGCAGAUAUAACUCAUACAGGAGCAACUUCGAGUUCAGAUUAA
Messenger RNA from Adineta steineri, 210 nucleotides. NCBI's taxonomy places the organism in Eukaryota, Metazoa, Rotifera, Eurotatoria, Adinetida, Adinetidae. The record is from the annotation of a GenBank genome assembly.